CUAGGAUUAUAGAAUUUCGGAUCUUCUACCGAGUCUGCCUUCUUGCCUUCCCUUGACCUUCUCUCGCUACUUCGUUUGCUCCCAGCCUCUCAGUCACAGCUGAACUCCCCAUCUCAUCGUCUGGGAAAGCUAAGUCCAAGCAGAAUAUUGUAAGGACAGGGCGAUCAGAUCACCUGCACAGAAGAAGAUGGGAACACUUGGGAAAGCGAUCUACACUGUCGGGUUCUGGAUUCGCGAGACUGGCCAAGCUAUUGAUCGUCUCGGCUGCCGCCUCCAGGGCAACUACUAUUUCCAAGAGCAACUAUCCAGGCAUCGGACAUUAAUGAAUAUAUUUGAUAAAGCUCCUGUUGUUGAUAAAGAUGCAUUUGUGGCCCCAAGUGCAUCUAUCAUUGGGGAUGUCCAAGUGGGAAGCGGAUCCUCAAUUUGGUAUGGAUGUGUUUUGAGAGGUGAUGUUAACAGCAUCAGUGUUGGAUCUGGAACUAAUAUACAAGACAACUCACUUGUGCAUGUAGCGAAGUCUAAUCUCAGUGGGAAGGUCUUACCAACAAUCAUUGGAGACAAUGUUACUGUAGGUCACAGUGCUGUCUUACAUGGCUGUACUGUUGAGGAUGAGGCUUUUGUUGGUAUGGGUGCAACCCUGCUUGAUGGGGUCAUUGUUGAGAAGCAUGCCAUGGUUGCUGGAGGAGCCCUUGUAAGGCAAAAUACAAGGAUUCCAUGUGGGGAGGUAUGGGGUGGUAAUCCAGCAAAGUUCUUGAGGAAGCUCACAGAGGAAGAGAUUGCGUUCAUCUCUGAGUCAGCCACCAAUUAUUCAAAUUUAGCACAGGUCCAUGCUUCUGAGAAUGCAAAGAGCUUUGAUGAGAUUGAGUUUGAGAAGGUGCUACGCAAGAAAUUUGCUCGUCGAGAUGAGGAGUAUGAUUCCAUGCUUGGAGUUGUUCGUGAGGUGCCUCCACAGCUUAUCCUUCCUGAUAACAUCUUGCCGGAUAAAGCACCCAAGGCUUCAUAAAGUGAGGAUUCAGCAUAAGUGGGGUGUCUUUAACUUUUACAUGAAGGGAUAUUUGUCUUUAUGGAAAAUGGCUUCAUUUCUUCUUUAAUAAUUUUUGGAAACCCGGCCAUGUUUUUGGAUCAAUCAAGGUGUGCCUUUCUGUCUUUUACUUGUUCUCUCUUCUCUCUGGUUUAUCAGGAACUCCACUUCCAGAGAAAACUAAUGCUACGGGAACUAGAUGUUUCUGCACUUUGUAUCCAAGAUACGUAUUUUUUCGGGAGAUCUUCUUGUUUUGUACUUACGAUUUAUGAUCAUUUGCAAUAUUUGGAAUAACUAAUACACUAGAAAUCGAAACUUUUUGUAUCA
This is a messenger RNA of Telopea speciosissima, 1348 nucleotides long. Its product is annotated as gamma carbonic anhydrase 1, mitochondrial-like. The transcript is spliced from 5 exons. Lineage: Eukaryota; Viridiplantae; Streptophyta; Magnoliopsida; Proteales; Proteaceae. The record is from RefSeq and is a predicted model, not a curated record. Bases 188 to 1003 code for a protein of 271 amino acids.